AUGGUCGACGUCGACCACCGCAUGGCGGGGCUGACGCCGGCGCACGCGGCCGGCCUACGCCGGCUCUCCACCCGCGCCGCCUCUCUCGCCUCCGGCGGUCCCGCCUCUCCGGCCUGCGUCAGCCGCGGCGGCGCUCCGGCUACGACAGCGCCGCCCCCGUUCUCCCACCGCAACGGCCUCCUCUCCUUCUCACCCGUCGCCAAGGCCGUCCUGGAUCAUCUGAAGAACUCCGGCGUGGAAGUGCUCCCCGGCCUCUCCGACGCGGAGUUCGCCCGCACCGAGGCGGAGUUCGGCUUCCUCUUCCCUCCUGAUCUGCGCGCCGUCCUCUCCCUCGGCCUCCCGGUCGGCCCUGGAUUUCCAGACUGGCGCUCUCCUCCACCGCAAGGUACGCAUCAGCAUCAUCAGCAGAGCCGGCUCCGCCUCCGCGCCUCCCUCGACCUCCCCAUCGCUGCCAUCUCCAUUCAGAUCGCGCGCCACAGCUUCUGGCCCAAAUCGUGGGGCAUCCGGCCUCCUGAACCAGAGAGGGCGCUCCGCCGCGCCAGAGCUGCCCUCCAGCGAGCGCCGCUCCUCAUCCCGCUCUUCGAUCGGUGCUACAUCCCCUGCAACCCCUGCCUCGCCGGGAACCCGGUGUUCUUCGUCGACGAGUCCCGCAUCCUCUGCUGCGGCCUCGACCUCGCCGACUUCUUCGAGCGAGAGGCGCUCUUCCGAUCUCCUUUGCCCUCAGCAGAUCUCGUCCUCCGCCGGCAGAGAUCCGCCGGCUCGGCGCAGAAGCAGCCGUCGCCUCUCCCCUCCCCGCGGAGGAGCAUGGACUCCGUCUCCGGCCGGACCCCCCGCUGGAUCGAGUUCUGGAGCGACGCCGCCUGCGACCGCCGCCGGCGCAUCUCCUCCUCAUCAUCGUCCUCGUCCUCCUCCUCCUGCUCCUCGUCCUCGGAGCUCCCGCCCCACCCGCAGGCAUUCCUGGAGAUCCGCCCUCCGAAGCUGCCAAAGUGGGUGGCCGGCUUCCUCGACCGCAUCGGAGAAGUCCUGCGCGACGGCGGGUGGGGUCCCUUGGACGUCGAGGAGAUGGUGCACGUACCGUCGGCGGCAGCUUCACGGUGGCCGGACGACGGCGGCGACGAUAGCAGCUUCGCGAUGGCCGCAUCGUCGGCCCUAGUGGACUCCCAGGCGGUGUUCGACUCGCUGCUACUGAAGGCGGAUCGGUGCAGCGACUCGCUGAGGCGAGCCGGGUGGAGCUCCGAGGAGGUCACCGACGCCCUCGGCUUUGACUUCCGCCGCCGCUCGAGGAAGGAGGGCCCCCGCCCCCCCCUCAACCUAUCGCCGGAGAUCGCCCAGAAGUUCUCCACCCUCGCCCAGGUGGUGACUCGGUUGUGA
Spirodela intermedia is the source of this 1371-nucleotide messenger RNA. NCBI's taxonomy places the organism in Eukaryota, Viridiplantae, Streptophyta, Magnoliopsida, Alismatales, Araceae. The record is from the annotation of a GenBank genome assembly.